Messenger RNA from Anopheles maculipalpis, 1074 nucleotides. RefSeq names its product leucine-rich repeat and death domain-containing protein 1-like. The record is from RefSeq and is a predicted model, not a curated record. The coding region runs from base 1 to 1074 and encodes 357 amino acids. The transcript is spliced from 2 exons. Gene Ontology annotation, molecular function: protein binding. Lineage: Eukaryota; Metazoa; Arthropoda; Insecta; Diptera; Culicidae.
AUGGGUCUAAUAGCCAUUACCGUGUUACUUAGUAACACAAAAGGAUUAAAGUUCUACUGUAUGCUUGACAAUUCGAAAUGUGUUAUAGAAGACUGGAACCCUUCGAUGGAUGGAUACUUCCUAUUUCAGCACAUUCCAAACGACACAACGUCGAUACACUUCAUCAACUUACAGAGUUUACAUAUUGUUUCAGAGCUGUGUACCAUAUUAGCACGCUGCGUUGAUAGUCUUAUCAUAGAACAUUCACCCAAGGUGACUAUGUUACACUUACCAAGCACGUGCAACAUUCUGGUCGUUACCCUACAAGACACCGGACUGCAGUUUUUGAACUUUGAACAAAACGAAAGCUUAGCAAGUGUCAUAGUCAAAAACAGCCGCAUAGGAAUUAUUCCUGCAACGAUUGCUAAUUUGCCCAACAUAGAAUACGUUACCCUAGAUAAUACGGACGUAGAAGUUGUAGAUUUACAUUUAUUUUACCCAUUUCGCCACCUCAAACUACUUCAAAUAAGAUAUGCGAAGGUUAGAUAUGUGCGUGGUACAAGUGCGACCAUUGGUCGGUGUCCUUUAGAUAGCUUAAAACUUGAUCACAACUUUUUGCGUAUCGUUAACUUGAAUCUGUUUGCUCCUUUCGCUUCACUGACAAUGCUUAACUUAGCGUACAACAGGAUUGAAGUGUUAACUGGUAGAUUAAGCAAUCCGAUCCUUAACAGUUUACUUCUGAAUAGCAAUCGUCUAAAGGUGUUAGAUUUAUGUCCGUGGAAUGUCCUACAUCACUUAAAUGCGUUUACAAUUGCGUAUAAUAAUAUUCAACGAAUGCCUCUCUGCUUGCAUCGAUUCCGGAAUGUCACACAUGCUAGUAUGCAGUUCAAUCAAAUCAACAGCAUUGAGGUGGAGCAGCUGAUACACUUAUCCAAUUUAGUAUCGAUUAAUGUAUCCUUUAAUAAUAUAUCCUCUAUCCCUGUCAAUGAAUCCUUGUAUCCACCGAAGUUAAGGCAGAUAGAUCUUUGCGGAAAUCCGAUUAGUAAUGAUACCAUAACAGAUAGAAUGAUUGGUAGUAUCGAUGUAAUGUUAUAA